GUAAAGUUACAUAACACAUUUUGACGUUCUACGAGGCUAUUUGCAGGACUAGGCAUUUGAUGUUACUUCCUAACCGCAUGCAAACCAAACUUAGGUGUCUCAAAUGAGGGGUUCUGGAUGAGGAGGUUCGUAAAGAAAGUCUCACGAUCCCUGACAUUGAGCAUAUUCAGGGUCUGGAAGUUAAUGUGUAACGAACAAAUCAGAUGGCGGAAAUAGCAAAGAAAACAAGGUACUACUCCACCUCACACCAUCGGCAUAAUCCAUGUACCUAGGUAAUCGUCGCAGGAAAAACACGAAGUUGUACUUUAUUUGUCCGGCUUGAUAUUACGUGCCCUGCUUCAAGGCAAGUGGAGGGUCUCCGAGUGGGUGCCGGCCUAGCCGACAAGUUUCAACAUCGGCCGUAGAUCCACAUAAUCGAUGUCAUGGCUACCUAGCUAGAAGACUGAAAGCUUGUGAUGGAAGAAGCCACCACCAAGGCUGCAUAUGCACCUAGUAACGUAGUUCUAUCGUACCUAGGUAGACAACGCAAUCUAUCACAACCAAAUAAAUCAACACCAAAACAAAAUCAGCAACCAUGUUCGGAUUCGACGACGCCAAGAGCCAACGUGACGAGAUAUACGAUGGUCAGCCUCACGAGUCAAAGAUUUCCCACGAGCUUAUCGGCGGCGGUGCUGCCUUUGAAGCCAUGAAGCUUUUCGAGGACCGACAACGCAAGGAAGGCAAGACAGUAAACCACGCUUUCGCCAAGGAGGUCCUAGCAGGCAUUGCGGGCGCCGAGGUCGACAAGCUAUUUGAGACCAAGGGUCUAGACUACAUUGACCGCGAGAAGGCAAAGCACCACGCUAAGAAGCAAGCCGAGGAGCUGUACAACAGCCAGUACGGUGGACGAGACGAAUAUGACCCCAACGUUGAGCGACACCCCGCUCUCGACUACUAGAUCUGAGAUAUCGACAUGUUCGGGUUGCGGGUGCAGGGCGCCAGGAACCAGGGGUUGAUACCUAGUUGGUAGCGGUGACUAUAUAAA
Messenger RNA from Hypoxylon trugodes, 1024 nucleotides. RefSeq lists its product as uncharacterized. The transcript has 6 exons. The record is from RefSeq and is a predicted model, not a curated record. Bases 575 to 937 code for a protein of 120 amino acids. Lineage: Eukaryota; Fungi; Ascomycota; Sordariomycetes; Xylariales; Hypoxylaceae.